Molecule: messenger RNA, 2812 nt
Organism: Paramecium primaurelia
Lineage: Eukaryota; Ciliophora; Oligohymenophorea; Peniculida; Parameciidae
Source: the annotation of a GenBank genome assembly
AUGUCAAAUUCAUAAGGUGUGAGCUUAUUAGAAAAUUUAAGAAAAGUGAUCACAUUAGUUGAUCAAUUAAGAGAUAUUGGUUUAAAUGAUUAUAUCAAAUUGCCAAGAAUUGUUGUUUUGGGUAUUCAAUCUGCAGGAAAGUCUUCUUUACUAGAGCAUAUUGUUGGAAUAGAUUUUCUCCCUAGAGGAUCCGUAAAUCUUAUUUUAUUGAAUUUAGGGUGUUGUCACAAGAAGACCAUUAGAAUUGCGUUUAUCGAAUGCUCCAGCAAGUGUUUGUCCUAUACCUACUGCAGAAUUUGUAGAAGAAAUCAAAGGCAAAAAGUUCACUAAUUUUGAGGAAGUUCGAUAAUAAAUAAUUGAGUUGACUGAUAAGGUAUGUGGAUAGGCUAAAAACAUUAUAGACAAGCCAAUAAUAUUAGCAGUCUAAGGACCUAAUUGUCCUGAUCUAACAUUAGUUGGUAUCGAAAAAUCUUAAAUAUUUUUCAUUAGAUCUUCCAGGAAUUACUCGUAUUCCAAUUUCAGGUUAGCCAUCAAAUAUAGAAGAAAUAACAACUAAUAUGGCUAAGAGAUAUUGCGAAGACAAAUUAGCUAUUAUAUUAUGUGUAGUUGCAGCAAAUGCUGAUAUGACUACAUCUGAUGCAUUAUUGUUAGCUAAAAAAUUAGAUCCAGAUGGUAUGAUAUAUACUUAGUUUAAUAGGUAUUCGAACUAUUGGAGUCUUAACUAAAAUUGAUAUUAUGGAUUAGGGAACAAAUGCAUUCAAAAUGCUUAAGGGAGAAGAAGUGCCAUUAAAAUAUGGCUAUGUUGGGGUCAAAUUAAGAUCUUAAUAAGAAAUUAAUGACAAUAUUCCGAUUAUUUAAGCAGUUCUAAGAGAAAAAAACUUUUUUGCAAAUCAUCCUGUAUAUUCCACUAUUCCAGGAGAAAUCUUUGGAACCCAAGUUUUAACAAGAAAAUUAACAACAAUCCUUUACAGAAGGAUUAGAAGUUUCCUUCCAGAAUUAAUGAAAGAGAUAAACAAUAGAGUUGCAAAAAUAUAAGUAAGAUUAGAUGUCUUGGGCCCAGGCCUGCCAGUUGAAGAUUCUGUAUAUUUAAAUCAAAUAACAUUAGGAUAAAAUGCAUUAUAUUUGGAAAUUAGUUCAUGAAUUCUCUGUAAGAUUUAAAAACUCAAUCACAGGAUCUUAUUAAAAGGUUAAAUCAAUAAAGAAAAAUGAUUUUUUCAAAGUACCAGCAGGAGCAAAAAUAAAACUAUUAUUCUAAGAAAUAUAUGAUGAGUUUAAUGAUCUUGAUUACCAAGCCUUAAAGAAAUAUUCUGAAGAUGAUAUUACACAAAUUAUCUAAAAAUAUUCUGCUUAAACUAUUCCUGGAUUUCUCCCUGUUGAUGCAUUUUAUGCUUUAUUAAAUCCAGAAUUAAAAAGAUUGUAAUAACCAGCCUUUAAUAUUAUUGAUGAAGCUUAUUCUAUCCUUGAAGAAUAUGCAAUAGCAAUUUUGGAUGAUUAAUUACAAUCGUAAUUUAAACUUAAUAUUUAGAAUUCCAUCUGUUCUCAAAAUGUUGGAGGAAUAGGUACUUGAAAUUAUUUAAGAGUGUAAAUAAAAUGCUUACAAUUCUGUGCAGGAUAUAUUGGAUGCUGAGAUGAACUAUGUUUUCACUAAUGAUUUUAAUUAUUUGGCUGGUAAAUAGUUUAUAAGAUUUGGAAAACCUGCUAAAGAGGCUUAACCAGUCAAGGGAUAAUACAUGGUUGCCGAAUUGAAGAAUAAAAUUGAGCAUUAUUUUAAAUUAGUUGUUAGAUCAACAAGGGAUAAUAUACCUAAAUUGGUUGGUUACUUUUUAGUAAAAGGCUGUUAAGUAAUAAAAUUAUAAAUAAUUUAUUAUAGACUAAAAUGCUUAUGUAGUUGUAAUAAAAUUUAAUGCAAAAUCAAUAUCUCCUCUAAGCCAUAAGUGAAGAUUAAAAUAUAGUAGAAGAAAGAAAAAAAUUAAAUAAAGAAAUUGAGACUUUUAAAAAUGCCUAAAAAAUCAUUAAAAGAGACCCUGAGUAUUAUAUACUAUUAUCUUAGUCUUUCGGAAUACAUUUUAUCUUCUUAAGAAGACCAAGCAGCUGAAUAACAAUAAUCAUAAUAAAUCUAGUAAAAUAAACCCUAAUAAUAAUAGUAAUAAUAAUAAUAAUAAAAAUAAUAAGAUCCAAAAACUUAACUUAUUACAUAAAAACCAGAAUCUAAUAAAGUUCCUUCUGCUCAAACAUCUAAUGAUACAUUAAAAAAUUAAAUGAAUGAUGCUUAAUCCUAAAAAUAAUAAUAAUAAUAGCAAAAUACAUAACAGUACUCAUAAUCUUAAUCAUCUUAACAACCACCUUAAACAACUUAAGUGAAGCCUCCAUCAAAUUUAUUUGGAACUUUAUCGAAAACCCCCUAACCAUAAGCUGCUUAAUAAAAUACUAAUCCUUUACAAGGUAAUAAACCAUCUUCUUCUUAAACAUUAACUUAAUAAUACAAUUAAUAAGUUGAUAAAACUGUAGCAGCCUUCUAUGAAGAUGAUAAAGUAAAAGAAUAAAUGAAAAAUGUUGGAGGAUAAGCAGCCAAAGCUGCUGUGAAAAGUUAAAUUCCUGGAGCUCCAGAUUGGGCUUUAAAUGCGGCAGAAAAAGUAGGUCAACAAGCAGCUACAAGUGAUGCUGCAAAAUAAGCUGCAAUUGUAAAAAAUUUAAUUUAAAAUAGAAUGCCACUUCAAACUAACUAAAAGUUGAUGAUUAGCCAUCAUAAUAAAAUUAAUAAGCUUCAUAACAAAAAAAAUAAGGAUUAUUUGGAUUUAUUAAUAAAUCAUGA